Molecule: messenger RNA, 1388 nt
Organism: Paralichthys olivaceus (Japanese flounder)
Lineage: Eukaryota; Metazoa; Chordata; Actinopteri; Pleuronectiformes; Paralichthyidae
Gene: mapk1
Product: mitogen-activated protein kinase 1
Biological process (GO): intracellular signal transduction; protein phosphorylation
Cellular component (GO): nucleus; cytoplasm
Molecular function (GO): ATP binding; MAP kinase activity
Source: RefSeq, a predicted model, not a curated record
AGAAAGCAGCGCGCACGUCGCUGAGGCCUCACAGCUGCUCGGACACGCGAAGGAAAUAAACACCGAGAAGUUUGACUCCAGUUCGACUCUGGUUCGACUCCAGUUCGACUCCGGUCUGACUCCAGCGGCUCCUCCUCGUUCUAACACAGCUCACCAGUCAAACCACGACUCGCUCCUCAUCAUGGCGACCGCUGCGGUGUCUGCCCCCGCCGGAUGCGGCCCCAGCCCCGGGUCCGGGACCGAGCUCGUCCGCGGCCAGGCCUUCGACGUCGGGCCUCGGUACAGCAACCUCUCCUACAUCGGGGAGGGAGCCUACGGGAUGGUGUGCUCCGCCUACGACUGGGACAACAAGUUCCGCGUGGCCAUUAAGAAGAUCAGCCCCUUUGAGCACCAGACGUAUUGUCAGCGCACUCUGAGAGAAAUCAAGAUCCUCCUGCGCUUCAAACACGAGAACAUUAUCGGGAUCAACGACAUCAUCCGCACGCCGACCAUUGACCAGAUGAAGGACGUAUAUAUUGUCCAGGAUCUCAUGGAGACAGACCUGUACAAGCUCCUGAGGACUCAACACCUGAGCAACGACCACAUCUGCUACUUCCUCUACCAGAUCCUACGUGGGCUCAAGUACAUCCACUCUGCCAACGUCCUGCACCGCGACCUGAAGCCUUCCAACCUCCUGCUCAACACCACGUGUGACCUCAAGAUCUGUGAUUUUGGCUUGGCUCGCGUGGCUGAUCCCGACCACGAUCACACUGGUUUCCUCACAGAGUACGUUGCCACUCGUUGGUACCGAGCACCUGAGAUCAUGCUCAACUCCAAGGGCUACACCAAGUCCAUAGACAUCUGGUCAGUGGGUUGCAUCCUGGCUGAGAUGUUGUCCAACAGGCCAAUCUUUCCUGGAAAACACUACUUGGAUCAGCUCAACCACAUUUUGGGAAUCCUUGGUUCUCCCUCUCAGGAGGAUCUCAACUGCAUCAUCAACAUCAAGGCCAGGAACUACCUGUUGUCGCUGCCCUUGCGCUGCAAAGUGCCGUGGAACCGCCUCUUCCCCAACGCUGAUCCAAAAGCUCUGGACCUGUUGGACAAGAUGUUGACCUUUAACCCUCACAAUAGGAUCGAGGUAGAGGAGGCCCUGGCUCAUCCUUACCUGGAGCAAUACUACGACCCCACAGAUGAGCCCGUCGCUGAGGCUCCGUUCAAGUUUGACAUGGAGCUGGACGAUCUACCCAAAGAGAAGCUGAAGGAGCUCAUCUUUGAAGAGACUGCACGUUUCCAGACCGCCUUCAGAUCCUAACAUCUCACACAGAUUUCUGUGGACUGGCCUCUGCGUUGCCACUGCUCCUCCCUGCCUCCACUCUGUUGCUGUGAUACAUAUAUAUAUGUGUGUGUGU